This is a messenger RNA of Pollicipes pollicipes, 2308 nucleotides long. Its product is annotated as venom protease. Gene Ontology annotation, biological process: proteolysis. The coding region runs from base 58 to 1053 and encodes 331 amino acids. The record is from RefSeq and is a predicted model, not a curated record. The transcript has a single exon. Gene Ontology annotation, molecular function: serine-type endopeptidase activity. NCBI's taxonomy places the organism in Eukaryota, Metazoa, Arthropoda, Thecostraca, Pollicipedomorpha, Pollicipedidae.
ACGGCGAGAGGAUGUGGCAGCGGUCGUGCGAGAGGUGGCGCCGCAACUCGCGCUAACAUGGAGCGCUGGUCGUGUUACGUCACCUUGGUGUUUGCGCUGCUCAGUGCCGUAGCGCCAAUCAAGUUUUUGGACCGGACUGGACGCUGCACUGGUGAGAACCAACAGUGCACACCAAUCCUCGACUGCCCCGCCUACAAGACCAGAGCGGACAUCCUGAACAAGCCACCGACGCCCUGUGGCUUUUCGGGCCGGACACCGCUCAUCUGUUGCGAGUCUACUGAAGCCACCUCACCGAAGCCUGUAAGCCUCACACAGCUGCUGCCGGAGGAAUGCGGCAACCCUAACAGAACAAUUACCGUCUUCCGUUUCCGCCGUGACACAACGACCAUUGAAAAACAUAACCCACUUCUGAAAGACACGGAUUUCACAGGCCCUGUGUUCGUCGCACAAGCUGUCGGCGGUUUUAACGCUAUACUCGGCAAGUGGCCGUGGAUGGUGCUGUUCGGCCAGCGGACGGACACCGGCGGGCAGAAGUGGUUCUGCGGCGGCGUCCUCAUCACCGACCGACACGUGCUCACAGCCGCCCACUGCCUACGGCCAGAGCAGGCCGCCACCGUGCUGGCCCGCAUCGGCGAUCAUGACCUCACCACCUUCGAGGACGUCGACCACCAGGAGCGCAACAUCACCAGCAUCGUGCGGCACCCGCAGUACCACGCCUCGCAGAACGACCUGGCCGUGGUGCGGCUGCAGUCGCCGGUGCAGCUGACGAAAGCCGUGCGGCCCAUCUGCCUGCCGCCGGCCGGCUCCCAGCACCACGGCCAGGAUGUCGAGAUGGCCGGCUGGGGCUUGGUCGAGUUCGGCGGCGAGACGGCCGACGUGCUGCAGGAGGUGCCGUUGCGUGUGUUCGACGAGGGCGCCUGUGAGGACGCCUACCGCCAGGCGCCCGCGUUCAACACCGCAUUUCCCGGAGGCUUUCAGGGCACCAAGAUCUGUGCGAGCAGCCGCGACGACAAGCCACACGACGCGUGCCGGGGAGACUCGGGGGUCCGCUGAUGGUCGAGCUGCCCGACGGCUCCUACCAGCUCAUUGGCAUCGUCUCCACCGGCGUCGGCUGUGGCAACCCCGAUUUUCCCGGCAUCUACACCAAAGUCUCUAUAUUGACUGGAUCCUCAGCAAUCUUAUUGAGUAGUUUGUCACUGUCUUUGUCAUUGCCUGUGCUAAGGCUAUUUCUUUUUGGUGCACCAAUGUGCAGAACCGUACGCUCAGGAUCUACUUAAUGGUGUGAAUAACAUGCUGGUGAUGGUUGCGUAGAAUUCGAAAUGACUUAAACCUGGCUGAUAUCAAGCUUGCUUUAGCUUUGAAAUGUUUGUGUGGUACACGAUAAUCAACGGCGACGCAUUUUUCUACAGCGCGCAGAGUUUAAUAGCUGAGGACAUAAAAGAGGAAGUCGGAACUACACAAAAUAGCUUGAUUUGCGACGACAUUUGAGAGUAACGUAACGUUAUCCAAACUCCUCUUUCCCCCGGUGCGUUUAGAUCACGAUGCAUCAAGACACAUCUUCCUCUCCAUGUGCGUCGUAAUUCAUGGACGACCCUUUGCAUGCGGCGGUCAAUAAUCCAAGCGAACCACGGAAACCCUGUGCGACAGUACAGCCCAUUUGACCUAUAAAUUUUCUUAGUUUCGAAGCUUUACACCAAUAUGGGCUGUUCAUAGAACCGCUUUUGUAGUUGGCAAUAAUGCAUUUGAACACCAGACGAUAACACAAUUUUCUGAGCAUUAGCAUGCUGAACAGGUAAAAUACUUUGGCCUUUUUCGAAACGUUGAUAUCCUUAAAAGUGUGACCUAUGCAGGCAGCGCUUGAAUACCAUGCCAAAAAUCUGAGCAGUGCAUAAUAGCAACGUUCAACUGCCCUUUGAUGUGGUGACAUGGAGACAAUUCAGUACACCGACGACAGAAUCAGAAUCGAUCUCGCGGCAGCGUCUGGCCUAUAACGUACCAUGUGGCACAGGGGGCAUAAUGUGUGAUAUGUACCCAUAUAUAUAUAUAUAUAGACCACAAGGGCAACGUAGAAAGUCCUGUUUGACCUUGUCAACCUCUUGGUGACCAACUUCAUACAACCCUGGUCUGAGUAUUGCAUUUGAAUAAGCGACAAAGUUCAAGGCUAGACAGUAUGCUCCUAAAGACCAAAUGUUGACCUGGGUCACUUUAGGCUAAUGACUUUUGCUGAUCUUUAAGAAAUCCAUGGAAGAUGUAGAAUGCUGCUCGUGCUAUCAAUAAAUCCGAAAUGAGCACCAUAAACUAUCCUACU